GCCAUGUCCAAAUAUUAGUAACUAAUCAUCAGCGUAUUCUUCUUCAUUCCUAGCUAGAUGGCUGCUGAUUUAGUGAUUAAGUUAUUAUUGUUGGGCGUAAUCCAUUUGGUUUCCAUCCAAGGAAUUCAAGGUUGCUUUGAAGAGGAGAGGAAGGCUCUUCUAGAAUUCAAGGCUUUUGUUAAAUCAGACGGACAAGAUGCAGACCAUCUUCUUCCUUCAUGGGUUAAUGACCCAGGGGAUGACUGUUGCAAAUGGGAGAGAGUCGAUUGUGACUCCACCACAGGCCAUGUGAUCAAGCUCUCCCUCAGCAAUACCAGGCAGUUUGAUGUACUUCCUUUUAGCAUAUAUGAUCCCAAAAAUAGUUGGCAUUUAAACGUCUCCUUGUUUCAGCCAUUUAAGGAGCUAAGAAGGCUCAAUUUAUCCUUCAAUGUAAUUGCUGGGUGGAUACAGAACAAAGAAUUACCUGUUCUUGAGAACUUAGAAGAGUUGGAUUUAGGAUCCAACAGACUGAAUGGCUCGUCAGCAGCACAAGAUGUAACAAGUUUGUCCAAGCUGAGCAAGUUGAAGUACUUAUAUUUGAAGGAUAAUAUUUUGAAUAAAGAUAUUAUCAGAAUUUUGGGCACACUUCCAUCUCUUAAAUUACUUGACCUUUCAAAUAAUCGGUUAGAAGGACCCAUUUCCAAUAAAGAAUUUGGUAACUUGAGCAAUGUGGAGGUGCUUAUUUUGAGUCAAAAUAGCCUCAGUGGAAACUUGCCAAUUCAAGGUUUUACAGCACUGAAGAUAUUAGAUUUGAGUAAGAAUCAAUUCAGUGGGGGUAUUCCUUCAUCUAUUGGGGCACUUCAUUCUCUAAAAGCAUUGUCUUUGUCUUCUAAUUAUCAACUUAAUGGCUUCUUACCAAAUCCUGGUCUGUGUCAAUUAAAGAGGCUUCAAGAGUUGGAUUUGAGCCAAAAUAGUUUUGAAGGGACACUUCCUCCAUGCCUAAACAAUUUGACAUCUCUUAAACUUUUAGAUGUCUCUAACAACCACUUCACUGAAAACCUUUCCUCAGAUUUGAUACGAAGCCUCCCAUCAUCCCUGGAAUUCAUGGAUCUUCGUCACAACAAUUUUCAGGGCUUAUUCUCAUUUAGCUAUAUUGAAAAUCAUUCCAAGCUUGAGGUAUUCAUGCUUACAGGCAACAAAGAUAGAGUACAAAUUGAUGCUCAAAGUCUUGGUUGGAUCAAUCCGUUGUUUCAAUUGAAGGCAUUGAUACUCUCUAGUUUGAGUCUAAACAGUAUUCCAAAGUUUCUUUUCUACCAACAAAGGUUGAGAGUAAUUGAUCUCUCUUACAAUAAGUUGAAAGAAGAGUUCCCUAUUUGGCUGCUGCAAAACAAUUCUGACCUCAAAUUUAUGAAUCUCAGGAAUAACUCUUUUGCUGGUCAAUUCAUCCAUUUGCCAUCAUAUCGAAUGCAAAAUAUGGUGUGGUUGGAUCUCUCCAAAAAUAAUUUUACUGGGAAGUUACCUGAAGAUUUUGGAGACAAACUUCCUAGUUUACAGUAUCUUAAUUUGUCUUGGAAUCAAUUUGAAGGUGCUCUACCAAGUAGUCUGGGGAACAUGCGUAAUUUGUCCAAGUUGGAUUUGGCAUUCAAUAAUUUCCUAGGAGAACUUCCUAAAGAAUUGCUUGUAGGGUGUAGUGGUUUGCAACAACUGAUAUUAUCGCACAAUAAACUUGGUGGCGAAAUCUUUUCAUCUGAAUUCAAAUUUAGUAAGUUGAGACAGCUGGAGUUAAGCAAUAAUGAAUUCACUGGAAACCUAUCAAAUGUGAAGAUUAAGACAUUGACCAUAUUCGAUGUUAGCAACAACAACAUCACAGGUCCAAUUCCUACCUGGAUUAAUACAGUGAGUUGGAAAAUUUCAAUAAGGAAUAACUCUUUUGAGGGCCAAUUUCCAUGCAAACAACUUAUGUCUCCAUUGUUUUUUCUUGACCUCUCUCAAAAUUUUCUUUCUGGUCCUCUACCCUCCUGCAUUGAUUUCACCACAAUUGGGGAGAUUCAUUUAGAAGGGAACAAAUUCACCGGAUUGUUACAAGAGUUUCUUCCAAAUUCCCCAACUAAUCUUUCCGUGUUGAAUCUCAAAGAUAACAGCUUGUCCGGUUUCAUUCCAGACCUAAAUGGUACGUUUUUGAAUCUGAAACAUCUUCUAUUGGGAAAAAAUUGUUUAAAAGGUUCGAUCCCAGAGACAUUGUGUUUAUUGGAAAAUAUAACCAUAAUGGAUUUUUCUAGCAACUCUUUGUCUGGAACAAUACCGCCUUGUUUCCAAAAUUUAACCUUUAGGGUGAUGGAGAACUACGGUGAAUCUCUUGCACAACAUGCAAUCCCAUUUGACAUCCAGUUUACUGAUGAAGAUCACAUAUAUGGAGAUCUCCUGAAGAAGAAUCUGAACCUCUUCAUAGAUGUCGAGACUAUAGGACUCAAUGAGAUUCAUCUGGUAAAUAAAAACAAGGGGAGCUCUUACAAGGGUAGCAUACUAAAUUUAAUAUCUGCUCUCGACGUAUCCUGCAAUAAUCUCACUGGAGAAAUCCCUCAAGAGCUCGGAACGUUCUCUCAGGUUCAUGCUUUAAACUUAUCUCAUAACCGGAUGACAGGUCCCAUUCCAGUUACUUUGUCCAAGCUAUCCCAGAUUGAAAGCUUGGACCUUUGUUGCAACAAUCUGAUUGGAAAACUCCCUCCAGAGUUGACCAACCUGCACUUCUUGGAAGUCUUCAAUGUCUCAUACAACAAUUUAUCUGGAGACACUCCAAUGAUGAUAAAGCAGUUUUCAACAUUCGACGAGAGCAGCUAUAAGGGAAACCGGUUUCUUUGCGGGCUGCCUUUGGAGAAAAACUGCGGCAAUGAUAUUGAGACACCGUGGUUAAAAUCAGAUGCAACUAAAGGGAAAUGGUAUGACAUUGAUCUUAUUGAUUUUCUUGUAUGUUUUUUGCCAGCAUAUUUGGUUUUCUUUCUGUUGAUGGUGUCCCUUCUCUACAUCAACCCUCAUUGGUUAAGAAGGUCACUUUAUUUCAUCGAUCAUUAUUAUUCCAAGCUACUAGUUGCUUUCUGGAUCUGUAUUAUUUGAGAUUUAAAGUUCUUGUACGAUCACUAUGUAAAAACUAGUCUAUAGCACCCUGUUAUGUGGGGGUGUUCUUAUGUGCAAUUAAGUUCAAAAAGUCUAAAAGGUUUUAUCUAUGCUUUAUGAAGAAAGAUGAGAACUUAAA
This is a messenger RNA of Rubroshorea leprosula, 3229 nucleotides long. The record is from the annotation of a GenBank genome assembly. Lineage: Eukaryota; Viridiplantae; Streptophyta; Magnoliopsida; Malvales; Dipterocarpaceae.